AUGGCGGCGCCCCCAGCCUCUGCUGACGCGCCCCGCUUACCUCCGCCGCCCGCUGCGGCCGGAGACGGGCCCCACCGGCCGGCGGAGAGGAGCGAGACCGCGUGCGAGGACCGCAGCAAUGCGGAAUCCUUGGACAGGCUCCUCCCACCUGUGGGCACCGGGCGCUCACCCCGGAAGCGCACCACCAGCCAGUGCAAGUCUGAGCCGCCCCUGCUGCGCACCAGCAAGCGCACUAUCUACACAGCCGGGCGGCCGCCCUGGUAUAAUGAGCACGGCACACAGUCCAAGGAGGCCUUUGCCAUCGGUCUGGGAGGUGGCAGCGCCUCUGGGAAGACAACUGUGGCCAGGAUGAUCAUCGAGGCCCUGGACGUGCCCUGGGUGGUCUUGCUGUCCAUGGACUCCUUCUACAAGGUGCUGACCACGCAGCAACAGGAGCAGGCUGCCCACAACAACUUCAACUUCGACCAUCCAGACGCCUUCGACUUUGACCUCAUUGUGUCCACCCUCAAGAAGCUGAAACAGGGCAAGAGUGUCAAGGUGCCCGUCUACGACUUCACCACCCACAGCCGGAAGAAGGACUGGAAAACACUCUACGGUGCAAACGUCAUCAUCUUCGAGGGCAUCAUGGCCUUUGCUGACAAGACUUUGCUGGAGCUCCUGGACAUGAAGAUCUUUGUGGACACGGACUCUGACAUCCGCCUUGUGCGGCGGCUGCGCCGGGACAUUAGUGAGCGAGGCCGAGACAUCGAGGGUGUCAUCAAGCAGUACAACAAGUUUGUCAAACCCGCCUUCGACCAGUACAUCCAGCCCACUAUGCGCGUGGCAGACAUCGUGGUGCCCUGGGGGAGUGGGAACACGGUGGCCAUCGACUUGAUCGUGCAGCACAUGCACAGCCAGCUGGAGGAGCGUGAGCUCAGUGUCAGGGCCGCGCUGGCCUCGGCGCAUCAGUGCCACCCCCUGCCCCGAACGUUGAGUGUUCUCAAGAGCACGCCGCAGGUGCGGGGCAUGCACACCAUCAUCAGGGACAAGGAGACCAGCCGUGAUGAAUUCAUCUUCUACUCCAAGAGGCUGAUGCGGCUGCUCAUUGAGCACGCGCUCUCCUUCCUGCCCUUUCAGGACUGCGUCGUGCAGACCCCGCAGGGGCAGGACUACACGGGCAAGUGCUAUGCGGGGAAGCAGAUCACUGGCGUGUCCAUCCUGCGUGCGGGUGAGACUAUGGAGCCGGCGCUGCGGGCUGUGUGCAAAGACGUGCGCAUCGGCACCAUCCUCAUCCAGACCAACCAGCUCACCGGGGAGCCCGAGCUCCACUACCUGCGGCUGCCCAAGGACAUCAGUGACGACCACGUGAUCCUGAUGGACUGCACGGUGUCCACGGGCGCGGCGGCCAUGAUGGCUGUGCGUGUGCUCCUGGACCAUGAUGUUCCGGAGGACAAGAUCUUCCUGCUGUCGCUGCUCAUGGCCGAGAUGGGCGUUCACUCGGUGGCCUACGCCUUCCCACGAGUGAGGAUCAUCACCACGGCGGUGGACAAGCGCGUCAAUGACCUGUUCCGCAUCAUCCCCGGCAUUGGUAACUUCGGUGACCGCUACUUUGGGACGGACGCGGCGCCUGACGGCAGUGAUGAGGAGGAAGUGGCCUCCGCGAGCUAGCUGCCCGCCCCGAGCCUGCCUGCUCUUGCCGCCACCCCGCCUCUUCCUGCCUCAUGGCCUUGCUUACAGACAAGUCCUAACUUAUUUUAAUUAAAAAGGAUAUGACCGCUGUAACUUACUCUAUAC
Molecule: messenger RNA, 1773 nt
Organism: Odobenus rosmarus divergens (Pacific walrus)
Lineage: Eukaryota; Metazoa; Chordata; Mammalia; Carnivora; Odobenidae
Gene: UCKL1
Product: uridine-cytidine kinase 1-like 1
Exons: 15
Coding region: 1-1647 (548 amino acids)
Cellular component (GO): cytoplasm
Molecular function (GO): kinase activity; ATP binding
Source: RefSeq, a predicted model, not a curated record